Messenger RNA from Calliphora vicina (urban bluebottle blowfly), 1008 nucleotides. RefSeq lists its product as uncharacterized. The record is from RefSeq and is a predicted model, not a curated record. The transcript is spliced from 2 exons. The coding region runs from base 1 to 1008 and encodes 335 amino acids. NCBI's taxonomy places the organism in Eukaryota, Metazoa, Arthropoda, Insecta, Diptera, Calliphoridae.
AUGGAUCUACGGCCAAAUCGACAAAAAAUUGUGGAUGCUUUAAUUGCAUCGGGAAUACAAUUUCCUGAAUCAGCAACAAUGAGCCAGUUAAGAAGUUUAUAUGAUUCCCUAAAUAUGAAUGAAACCCGUAAUAAUGAGCCAAUUCCAUGUGAUGUAAUGAUUGCUUCUCCUGAAACUCUUGAUUUAACUUCCGAUUCCAGUAUUGCUGUAUUAACAUCUGAAAAUUCAAUUACGACUUCCGCAGCUGUUUAUACAUCUUCCGUUACAACUUCCGUUACAACUUCCGCUUCUUUCACCACUGUUACAAAUUCCGCAAGACCAUCUGAUAUAACUUCCGCUUCUUUUACUUAUGCAAAUCCCAUUAUAAUUUCUGCAAGAAUGCCUGAUACAAUAUUUGGUGCAGCUUCUCCUUCAGCCGUUGCAUUAACUGAUGCUACAUCAAUUGUAAACAAUGGAUUACCAAGGUUUAGUAAUAUGCACAGGAUUAAUUACGAUGAAUUAGACAAAAUGGUUCCGAAAUUCGAUGGUGAUAUUGUGAAAUGGUUUAGAAAACUUGAGGAAUAUACCUAUAAUUAUAAUGAUGAAGAAAGACUAUUAUGUCUUAAGUGGUUAUUGCAAGGAACAGCUAGAGAAUUUAUGGAGAACUCAAAUAACUGGACAUAUGGUGAUUUAAAAGUGUCUCUGUUCAAAAUAUUUAGAAGGGAUAUUACUCGUGAGGAUGUAUAUCGCAAAUUACGUACACGCACUUUGAAACCUUCUGAAUCCUGCAUUAGUUACACCAUUUCCAUGCAAACCAUCGCAUCACUAGCUGAAAUUGAAGGCCAGGAACUUGUUGACAUUAUUAUUGAUGGUAUGAAAGACAAUUCUAACAACAUUUCCUUAUUGUAUGGUUGUAUUUAUAAAAAUUGUCCUAACCGUCAACCUGUUUCAGCAUCUAUUUUUCCAAAAACGAUCGUCAAUACUAAUGAUGUAGUUGAUCCAAUGAAAGUGUUGUGGCAUAUAACAUAA